GGAAAUGGAGGCAGCAUGCUGCUGACAAGCGAUUACUUAGGGAGCAAAAGAAUGCUCUUGCUGUUGCAGCAUUGUGUUCUCUAUCACUUGGCCCACCAGUUCAUAAAAGUACAACGGUGUCUAAGCUAGCAGUUGAAGAACUAGAUAUUGGCCACGCCUUUAAAGAAAGACAAGCAAGAAAGCAAAGGUCCUGGUCACGGCUAAAUGUUUCGGAGUUGUCUGGUCCCAUUCUAAAUGAAAAUAACCCUGAUGCUAGAUGCCUCUACUGGAAGUUGCUUGUACUUGUUCCACCGGGUAUGGAAUCCCAGACCAACAGUUUUGUCUCAAAAUGGUUACUUAGAAAGCUCAUGGGUUAUGGAAUCGGAGAUAUUGGAUUGGUUGUUUCUUCAGCAGGCCUAUCAAUUUGGACAGAGUGGAUCAGUUUUCCAAAUGCAUGUUGUUUGUCUGUUGUUAGGGCCAGCGAUCAGCAAGUUAUUGAUAAUGAUAUUGCUAACAGUACAAGCUGUAUAGUAUUUGUAGUGUCUGAAAGCAUUUCAUGGGAAAUGCAGAAGGAACGGUUUAACAGUCUUUUAGCCUACAUACCAGAUGAAUCCAAUCUUCCCCUUCUGAUUUUCAGUGGCGAUACAUAUAACGAAGGAUAUGAGUAUGCGUCAAAGUACAUCAUCAACAGGCUUGGCCUCAAUGGUCUUAACAGAGGAAAGAUCGGUUCGUCUUUGGUUAUUUUUCUUGUUGAAAACUACACAGAAGACCAUGCCAAUGGUUUCUUUGAUGAUGACAAACUGCGUGAGGGCCUGAAGUGGCUGGUAAGUAGUUUGCCAGUGCAGCCUGAUGCCACUCUUGUGAAGACCCAUGAAUUGCUUCUGGAAUACUUGAAUCCACAACUUGAGCUGCUUAACACCCAUGUUGCACCUGGAGCUGGUCCUGGUGAUUGCAUUUCAGUAUUCAACAAUGCUGUCAAUCAACUUGCAGAAGAGAUUUUGGCUGCAGCAAACGCAAACUAUAGCCAAUGGCCAGCUCCCGAGAUUGAUCUUCUAGAGAGAACAAGCAAUGAGAGGAUAUAUGCAGAAAUGUUCUUGCCUAGCAUUGGAUGGUCUUCGCCAUCAAGGAUCCAGCCACUGCUUGCAGCCAUUAAUAGCUGCAAGAUUCCAGAGUUCAGUUACGAUCUAUCUUGGCUAAACUAUGGUUCUCACAUGGGCAAGCAGAUCCAGGAUCAGAAGAAGUUACUUGAGGAGUGCUUGGCGAGAUACUUGACCGAAUCAGCCCGGCUGUUAGAUGAAAGCCAGGUGGUCACCGAAGUGAAUGUUAUGGUGCAGAAUUGUGUUGGCCUUGAACUCCGGGAUUCGUCUUACUAUCUCGCUCCCAGAUGGGUGGCGAUCUUCCGUCGUAUUUACAACUGGAGGCUAGCAAAGAUCUCUACCGGAAAGUUCUCAGAAGCUUAUGUUCUGACUCAGCACCUGUAUCAGGCUCCUGCAGCAGCUGGCUCAAACGGUACCACACAAGGGCUUACUGCUAACACCGCCAGCAGCGAUGUUGUGGAUCACAUCAUGAUGCCUGCCGUUUCAACCGGCAUCACACUAGACGAAAUCAUCGAGAUCAGUUGUGACCUCGAUGCUGUUGAUGCGCAGCCCGUAACUCUGCCACCACGACUGCCUGUGCAUGUUCAUGAAGAACCUCAAGCACUUGCUGACAACAACGGCGUGCAUGGAGUUGAUGAAAUGUACAUACCAAGAAGAGUAGAGUUGGGGGAGGUGAUGCCCAUUGACACAGACGACAAGCUUUCCCGGCUAAGACUAGAGUUGGGGGAGGUGAUGCCCAUCGAGACGGACGACAAGCUUUCCCGGUUACUGGAGCAAUGCACCAAGCUGCAGGACAGGAUCGAUGAGACACUUUCCAUAUACUUUUGAGCCCCGUAGUAAGGCUGGAAGGGUUUUGUUACACCAUCCUUCCACAUUUGUUGUAACUUGUAAAA
This is a messenger RNA of Zea mays, 1969 nucleotides long. Its product is annotated as SAC3 family protein B. Gene Ontology annotation, biological process: mRNA export from nucleus. The transcript is spliced from 2 exons. NCBI's taxonomy places the organism in Eukaryota, Viridiplantae, Streptophyta, Magnoliopsida, Poales, Poaceae. The record is from RefSeq and is a predicted model, not a curated record. Gene Ontology annotation, cellular component: cytoplasm; transcription export complex 2; nucleus. The coding region runs from base 297 to 1904 and encodes 535 amino acids.